CGCGCAGGGCCGGCGGCGAGCCCCGGGUGCGCAGGGCGGCCCCCCCGCGCUCACACACACACACACACACACACACCCGCUCGCACACUCGCUCCCACACGCGCUCGCACACGGGAGGCGCUCGGCGGAGCCGCCGCCGCCCGCCCGCCCGCCCGCCGCCACCCCCCGCCCCGGGGGCGGCUGCCCCCGGCGGAGCCUCCAUCUGCAGCCCGGCGGCGGGAGCGGGAACAUGGCGGACCUGGAGGCGGUGCUGGCCGAUGUCAGCUACCUGAUGGCGAUGGAGAAGAGCAAGAGCACCCCGGCGGCCAGGGCCAGCAAGAAGAUCACCCUGCCCGAGCCCAGUAUCCGCAGUGUUAUGCAGAAAUACCUUGAAGAAAGGGGUGAAUUAACCUUCGACAAGAUCUUUCAUCAGAAAAUUGGAUUUUUGCUUUUUAAAGACUAUUGCAUGAAUGAAAUCGAUGAAGCUGUCCCUCAGCUGAAGUUUUACGAAGAGAUAAAAGAAUAUGAGAAACUGGAUUCUGAGGAUGAGCGUUUGACCAGAAGUCGGCAGAUUUACGACACUUACAUCAUGAAAGAGCUCCUGUCCUGUUCACAUCCUUUCUCGAAACAAGCUGUAGAUCAUGUACAAACACAUUUAUCCAAGAAACAAGUGCCAGCCAGCCUUUUUCAGCCAUAUAUAGAAGAAAUUUGUGAUAGCCUCCGAGGAAAAAUAUUUCAAAAAUUCAUGGAAAGUGACAAGUUUACUAGAUUCUGUCAAUGGAAAAAUGUGGAGCUAAAUAUUCAUCUGACCAUGAAUGAUUUUAGUGUACAUAGAAUAAUUGGAAGAGGGGGAUUUGGUGAAGUGUAUGGUUGCAGAAAAGCAGACACUGGAAAAAUGUAUGCAAUGAAAUGUUUAGAUAAGAAGAGAAUCAAGAUGAAGCAAGGAGAAACAUUAGCCUUAAAUGAAAGAAUUAUGCUGUCUCUUGUCAGUACAGGAGACUGUCCUUUUAUAGUGUGUAUGACCUAUGCCUUCCACACCCCUGACAAACUCUGUUUCAUUCUGGACCUGAUGAAUGGAGGAGAUUUGCACUACCACCUCUCCCAGCAUGGAGUAUUUUCUGAAAAAGAAAUGAGGUUUUAUGCUACUGAAAUCAUCCUGGGUUUAGAACACAUGCACAAUCGCUUUGUUGUAUACAGAGACCUAAAGCCUGCAAAUAUCUUGUUGGAUGAACACGGGCAUGUAAGGAUAUCAGAUCUUGGGUUGGCCUGUGAUUUUUCCAAAAAGAAGCCACAUGCUAGUGUAGGUACCCACGGGUACAUGGCUCCAGAGGUGCUCCAGAAGGGAACAGCAUAUGACAGCAGCGCAGACUGGUUCUCGUUAGGCUGCAUGCUUUUCAAACUUCUGAGAGGUCACAGUCCUUUCAGACAGCACAAAACCAAAGAUAAGCAUGAGAUCGACCGGAUGACGCUCACCGUGAAUGUGGAGUUACCAGAUUCGUUUUCUCCUGAACUAAAAUCCCUUUUGGAAGGGCUCCUGCAACGGGAUGUUAGCAAGAGACUUGGAUGCCAAGGAAGAAGUGCACAAGAAGUAAAAGAACAUGCUUUCUUCAAAGGGAUUGAUUGGCAGCAAGUGUAUUUACAAAAGUAUCCUCCACCAUUGAUCCCUCCCCGGGGUGAAGUAAAUGCAGCGGACGCUUUUGAUAUUGGGUCAUUUGAUGAAGAGGACACUAAAGGCAUUAAGCUGCUUGAUAGUGACCAGGAAUUAUAUAAGAACUUCCCUCUGGUAAUAUCGGAGCGUUGGCAGCAAGAAGUAGCAGAAACUGUUUAUGAUGCAGUAAAUGCAGACACAGAUAAAAUUGAGGCCAGAAAAAGGGCUAAAAAUAAGCAGCUUGGCCAUGAGGAAGAUUAUGCACUUGGGAAGGAUUGUAUCAUGCAUGGAUACAUGCUGAAAUUGGGGAACCCAUUCUUGACUCAGUGGCAACGUCGUUACUUUUACCUCUUCCCAAACAGACUUGAAUGGCGAGGAGAAGGAGAGUCACGGCAAAACCUGUUGACAAUGGAACAAAUAGUAUCUGUUGAAGAAACACAAAUUAAAGAUAAGAAAUGCAUCUUACUGAGAAUUAAAGGAGGAAAACAGUUUGUCCUGCAGUGUGAGAGUGACCCAGAAUUUGUUCAGUGGAAAAAAGAGCUGACAGAAGCUUUUACUGAGGCACAGAGGUUGCUGCGCCGGGCUCCAAAGUUUCUCAAUAAAUCUCGCUCAACAGUUGUAGAGCUUUCAAAGCCACCGCUCAGCCACAGGAAUAGCAAUGGUCUGUAGGAGAACAAAGUUCACUUAGGGAAAGCUACUGUGUGAACAUGUUGAGUUUCACAGAAUCCUUAUGAAUUACUUUGUGCAGUCCUGGAAGCGGGACGUGCUUAGGAGAGGAAGAAUUAGAUGUUUACAGCAUGGGAUAAUGUCAGAACUCUGUCUCUGGAGGUGGUGAAGACUGGAACAAUGGCAAGUGAAUUCAUGCUCCUAGCAGUGGUGGAAACUAUCACAUGUAGAGGCUGCAUAUUGCUCCCAUGCAUUCCUGCACCCUGGCGGUGUCUGGAAACGGUCCGUUACUCUAGAACUACUGAUGGAAGGAAGAUGCUGUUUUCUCUGCAAUACCCUUGUUUGGUGCAUACCAAGCCUGGAAACUGAAGUGGUUACUGCUGGCUAGAAUUACACCUGUGUGUGAUACCGACAAAUCCCUCAACUUUGGAAGGAGCUGCAGACUUGCCAUGUUGGAUAACCUUUAAUCUGUCGUGUUGCCAUGUUCUUUCCGACCAUUACUGCUGACUUUAUAAUAACCUUUCUCCAUACUGCUGAUGAUCAACAGUGUGACUCUUAUGCACUUCGAAGUACUGAAUUCUAACUGUCCUGUGGUUUAAAUGUUAUUGCUACUUCAUGGAAACAUUGAACUCAAGUUAUUCACUUGGUUUGUUGUACUCAGUAAUAGUAGCUACCACCGUUUUGCUUCUUCUACGUAUAUGCAGUACUAUAACUGACACAAUAGAGUAAUAACUGGUGAAGAGGAAUUUAUGGUAGCUUCAUCUAGUGCUCUGUUGUAUAAAUUGACUAUUUUAGCACAGUUUUUAAAGAGCAGAUUCCUUUUGACAAGUUUACAGUGAAUAUAAAGACAGUUCUUUUCCAUUUCAGGUCAACUGCACUUUUUAAAAAUUAAAAAGAAGUUAUUCAAAUCCAAUGCAUUCUAGUGCAUGUGCUGGGUUAAGAUGUCUGGGUACCUCGGUACGUAUUCUGGAUCACUCUUCAGUUACGGGACUUGUGGAUCCUUGUCUGUUGUACACAAAACAUAAGCAAGUGUGUUCUCAUGGCAUAGCUAUCCCAGACUUUCACUGUAGCUGAGCUCUGGAGGUCGUGCUUACAUCACAUGGCUCGGCUUGCAAAAGGAUUUUUAAUUUUCUUUUCUAGACAAUUCAAAAUGUCCACAUUGAAAACAGUCUGAGAAUACUGAGGAUGGAACUUACAAAACGAGCUGAUCAAAUGUCAGAUUUGUAUUAAUUCUGCUUGAGACAUCAGUCAUGUCAUGUGGAAACUCUUUGCAAAAGUAACGAUAUAAUCCCUAACUGUUAGACAACUUGAAGCAUGUGAUGUCAGCCUCUCCUGAGUCAUUGUGAUGUUUUAUAAGAGUUCUGUCAGGGCCGAAUUUAAGCUUUUUUUCUGAUUCUGUAAAUGCCUUAGAGAACAUUUUCUGCCCAGUUACAGUGGUACAGCUCUCAUAGUCCCUGAAGAUGGUGAGAACUGCAUCUCUGUAAGUGGGAACAGAAGCUGCACCAACAGCAUACUCUGUCCACCUGGUGUGCACAGUUUGUCUCGCUUGUGUUGCUAGCAGAUAACCACAGAGUUGUAGACUUAUGUGCUUUGUAGAAAAAUACUACAAAUUGGCAUAAGUAGGAGAAUUGUUUUGAAAGUAUUUGUUUAUUCUGAACACUCUAGUGAUUAAGUUGGAUGUAUUGCUUCUAAAAGUGAGAGUGGCUUAACUGCAUAGCACGUGCUUUCACAAGUGUGCAAACUCUUAGGUACAAGCUGGUGCAGCUUAAAAGGAAAAAUGUGUUUUGGGAGAUACCCCAUGUGAGUCAGGAGAUAUCUUUUUGCGAGUUUUUCCCAUUUAUUUUUUGAUUUACUCUGUGAAAAGAGUACUGACGUCUCUGUCCUUCUUGCUGGUAAGUGAUGUUCAGUGUCUCAGCAUCCUCUGUAAGGAGAAGUUGUGGUAUUUACUGAAGUUGAAAUACAAAAUGUCUCGUCUUACUGGUGUUGCCUGUGCACUGGGUGUCAUUAAGGUUUUCCUGCAAUACCAUGCAAUGCUUUUAUUUUUCUUGUUGAUUUGGGAAGAAAACUCCAGUUACGAUAAACUCUUCUCUUAGCUCUCUUGUAACUUGUUCAUAUUUUCUUAGUUCAUCACUGGUUCCGUUCUCCUUUUUUAGUUGUUUUCCACAGUUGCUUUUUACGAUAGGUCCUUGUUGGCAGAGGUUGGCAGUUCCUGAUGCAGCACACCGUAGCUCUGGGCUCCGUAAGGCGGGGUGGAUCUGCAGUUGGGAAAUGGUGCCUCAAAAACACAGGUAUUAGACAAACGAGGGCUGUACAUGACUUACAGGAAUAGGCGUAUUUGAAGGGUAAUGGAGUUGGGAUGGCCGUAAGACACGCUCGUUAACCUGGGCCUGAUUGCCUCAUCUGCGUCAGCGGUGGUUGGGGGCUGGCUGGCAGCCGAGUGCCAUCAGCAGCACCGCUCCGGAGCGUCGGCCAGGAGUGGGGCCGGGGCAGAAAGUCAGCAUUUCUGUCCUGUAGUCUGAUUUAUUGGUGAUGUAUAGAAGUUCUGUACUGGUCACUCACACGCGGCCGUGCUGGUACGGGAGGAGGAGAGGUUACCGGAGCAAGAAGCCCGCAUGCAUUGGCCACGUUAUGGCCCCAGCAACAAGGGGAAUUCUGUGCUGAAAGAUCUGGAUCUCGUGGUGUGGGGAGAAAUCUGAAAUUCAGCCAUCCAAAGCAUGGUGUGCCGUACUACCCCUAACUGGUCAUUCCCGGUCUAGGUACUAAAUUCUCCAAAGGUUUUUCUUGGACAAAGUUGCUUGAUGGUCUUAUUUUUGAUGAGGGUCUUCAGGUGUACGCGUAGAAGAUCUUGUUGAACACUGAGAAAGUAAGGCACAGCAUUAAUUUAUGCAUGUUGACCACAUUGGUAUGGCUUUUUUUAAAGUUCAGGGAAGUAAAGAUAAAAGAAAUUAGAGCUUCAGGCAUCAACAGAACCAAGUGAAUGAUUAAGCACAGAUUUUUAAACAAAUCUUCUGAAAGUCCUAUAAAAAAUGCUUCUGUACUGAAGAUUUAUGCAUGUAGGGAAAUUGUUUCUUACAUUUCAAAAUAGAAAACGAGAUGCUAGAUAAAGCCAUAUCGAAUACUCCCCUGAUGUAUCCACAUGCUGUCUGUGUUGCAGGGAUUAUUUUCUAGUUAUACUUUGUGUCCGAUGUAUGAGCUGAACAAUGCAGGAAGACUAGAUCCUGGAAAGCAAGUGCGUGGAUGACAUGAUUGUCGAAAGAUGUGUGAUUUCUGUGGGAGCUGGACUCAGGGGCUUCGCAGUAACUUCCAGAAGAGCUGGGGCUCUGUUCUUUGUUCUUUUCUAUUCCUUUUUUUUUUUUUCUCUGCCCACUGUGAGGUAGGGUGGUGGCAUUUCUGAUGUGUGGGACUUGCUGUAAUUUAAUGGUUCAUUUAAAGAUGGGGUUACAGCAAAAUCUUGCCAGGUUCAGACUUUGAUGAAUUGAAAUUUAAGUGCAGGAGAAGCACCCCACCAGUUAUUUGGGCUGCAGGCAGCGUGUCCCCAGGGGCACGAGCACGGUAGGUGCUGCCAAGUGUUCCCAGUUCCCUGCGUGCCAGCUGAGAUGUCCCGUCAUUGCCGGCGUAAAUUUGGCAAUUCUGUUGUUCGAAUUUGGUGAUUAUUUUGCAUACUUAUGCAACUGUUAAAGGAACGUAUUUAUAUAAAAUCCUUCAUUCAGCUGCAGGCUAUCCACUUCCCUAAGUUUUACAGCCUCUUGAUGUUAUUUAUGCCCGAGCUUUGCUCCGGUGAGGUCUAAGGCUGCAGUCCUGUUGCGCCACUUGGGGAUGAGUCUGGUGGCGCAGAUCUGGAGCCGAUCCAGUUUGGCUGAUGUUACCGGUGUGGUGCCCCCGCCGGGCUCUGGAGCAAAGGCUCUGAGCGCGCUGGUGGCCGCGGGACGUGGCUGGGGAGCGUGGGCAGCGCUGUGCUGUGUGGUGCAGGCACGUCCCUCGAGUCCAGCAGCUCUCCUUCAGAAAAGCAGCAGCAGUUUUCUUCUCCUCCUUCUGCUGACGUGGAAAAAAAGUGAAUGGGAUCACCAGGCUGGGUUUGGUUUUAAAAUAAAUGCGGGUGUUUGCAGUCCAGUGUUUAGAUAAUAGAAGUAUUGUGAAUUUGGUGCUAAACAGAUCCGAGUUGUGGCGCUGGUGAUGCUGGCGUGGCUCUGCAGCUCGGCUCUGCGGCUCGUGUCCGUGGGAGUGAUGAGCUGUGUGCUGCACAGAGUUACUGUGGGGCUUCGGUCUCAGGUGGCAGGGAAUGUGUUCGGGGAAAGGGGAGUCCCUGGAGCUCUGCGCGUUGCUCUUUUCCUGGCAGCUGAUCAGUUUAAGGACUAGAUUCUUCCUGAAUAUCACUUACCUGUCUGUGUACCAAAUCCAUACUGCUUUUACUGUUCCCCACGCAGCAGAUGGCAAUGACACAGUUACUUUAACUCUGAAAUGCUCACACUUUAAAUAUAUAUGGAGGAAGGACUAUUUUGAAGUGUACAGUAGAAAGUAAAUAGUUCUAGUUGUGUUGAUUAAUAUAAGGAAUGAGUCAGUUCUACAAAGGAAAAACCUGAAAAACGUAUUUUGAAAAAGCAUAGUAUUAAUUUUAAUAUUGUAAAAAAAAAAAAGGAAAAUAUCUAAAAUAUACAGAGAACAUAUGUAUAUCCAAAUGUCUGAGGAAUUUCAAGAUAAUCUACUUUUGUUUUCUGUUGAUUUCUAUUCCAUGGUGUACAUAUUGUGUGGAUUGAACAUUGGCUGUUUUAAUACUAUUGUUAAAUUGUAUUUUUAUUUUGUGUUAAACUAAUCAUCACAGACUCAGCUUUAUUUUGUUUAUGUAAAGGUUGCUAUGCUAUGUAGGUAUAAAACCAAGAAUUCUAUUUUAACAAAAAAGCAUUUUAUAUUAUUUAUUAAAUACAUGUUUCUCCAACUUCUGACAUUCCACAGAAUUUCUGCUCCAUAUAUGUAUAGCUUGUCUGAAGAAACGGCAGUUCCUUUCAAACAGGAUCAGUCAGCUUUAUUCUGUUUUUCAUAAUAAAAUUGAAAUAGUUUCAGUCUGUCCAAGUAACCCGUCUGUUACAGGCAUACAGAAUUUCUUGCGUUGUCAGGACCAUCUCUAGGUGCAAUGGCUUAUGAAUGCAGAAACGUCUGAAAAAUCCUUGCAAAUAACCCCUCGGUUUGGGAGCUAUAAAUCCCCCUUUAUUCCUCAGUGCUCUGGUGAGUGACGUUUUGUGCACAUUCUGCGGUGGGUGGAACAAGAAUUAAUGGCCUUAAAUCGGGGCAGGGAAGAGUCAGCGCAGAUAUUUAAAACGCUCUUUAAUUGUGAAGUUAAUGAACUAAUGGAAAGGGAGCCCGGAGAGGCUGUAGAACUUGAGCACCGGGAUGGGGCAGGAAGCCAUCAGCUCGGAGCCGUUUGUGUCGAGCAGCUACUGCGGAGCGGUUGGGUUGUAGGGCAGGGAUGGGCGAGCUGGCGUCUGGCAGAGGUGGUCGUGGGAUUUGCUGGGGUGGUCCCUGUGGGCAGCAGCCCCGGAGGUCCCCAGGGAGCAGCUCACCUGGGGCUCCUGAGCCACAGUCGGAGCACGCGAGUGAUUUGGGGCAGUGCCGGAGCUCAGCCGGCCAAAAACAUGUGCUGGAGCGCUGCUGCGGAUCCGUAGGUAACAAAGCCAGACACCCCUUCCCAGGCAGGGUACGAAAAUAGCACUAAAUUCAUCAGAUAACUCAUUUGCUAAAAAUAAUUCUGCUUUCCCAUCGUGGUCUCUGCGGUUUGAGGAGUACAUUUAGGCGUCGAAGUACGCGCUGUUAACUUCCACCCGUCGUGGCGCUUGGAGCAGGUCCCUGUUUGGGUUUAACGACGGCAUCUCGAGGGUGAGCUGUUGUGCGUCUGUCUUGCUGGCGAAGCCGCCUCCUCGCUGACACACGGCGUUGGUGCCGGGGGGACCCGCAGCAGGACAAGGGGGCUGCUCUCCCCCACCCUGGCUCUUGCCCUGCUUCCCCCUUCUCACCCGGUCCCCCCUGGUUCCUGCGUUGGGACGGGAGCGCUCGCACUGCGCUGCUCUGCCCGCGGAGCUCGCACGGGGCAGCUGCCGCGGACUUGGCAGGUGCCAAAGCCAUGUGCCGUUAGGAAACCUGAGGACGGACUCAGAAAGCAGGCUGGGAGUUCCUGGGAUCGGUGUAACUCGCUGCAUUGCCAGACUGGAAAAGGAGGCGGACGCGGGCUGUAGCUGCCGAUCGGUGCAGGAGGCUUUCCGGCCGUGACGGGCUUCUUUGUGUUGAGGACAGGGAGAGAGCAGGUGAGACAACAAACAAAUGGGUCUGAAAAACAGAAUAAAGUGAGAGUGUCCUAUGAGAGGUGUUUUCAUGAGCACUGUUUCAGUGACUAAAUUCAGUCCUUCAAAAAAAAGGAGCAGAUUCACAUGAAUAGCUACUAGUGAUUUAAAGAAAUAUAUUGAAAGAGAACCUGUUUUCAAUGUGUAAUUUAAUGGUAAGAAAAGCCAGUAUCUGUAAAUAACUUUAGAUAUUGUAUCUAUGAGAAUCAUCAUUUG
Molecule: messenger RNA, 8838 nt
Organism: Cygnus olor (mute swan)
Lineage: Eukaryota; Metazoa; Chordata; Aves; Anseriformes; Anatidae
Gene: GRK3
Product: G protein-coupled receptor kinase 3
Exons: 22
Coding region: 230-2296 (688 amino acids)
Biological process (GO): protein phosphorylation; regulation of signal transduction; G protein-coupled receptor signaling pathway
Molecular function (GO): G protein-coupled receptor kinase activity; ATP binding; G protein-coupled receptor binding
Source: RefSeq, a predicted model, not a curated record